UGUCGUGUUGCUUUGUAUUUACUGUGAAUGCCCACAAGAAAACGAAUCUCGGGUUUGUGCACGGUGACGUGUGUACUCCCAUAACAAAUUUAUUUUGAACUUUGGUAAUCUGGUUUCUUCACCGCGCCCCCAGCCCAGAGAAGUGUAGACACCUCGGGGUAGUGAGGGACAGACGCACGUCCUCAGAUGUGAGCAAAGAGGAAAUGGGGAGGUCUGAUCCCGGGGAGGGAGGAGGAGGUGAAGGGAUGGCGCCCUGGCAUCAGGAGCCGGUCUCUCAGUCCUCUUCCUCCGGGCUGCUCCUGUGUGUGACCGUCUGUGCUUCACGAGCUGCUGCUUCCCCCCUCCACCCACACCAUCAACCCCCAGGCUCUGACUGCUUUCACCACCGUUGCGUCUUUUCCCUUUAAAUCUCCCCCGGAGCCCUUAAAGGAGCCUCAGGGGCCCUAAGGUGGGGCUCCAGAGCUCAUUGGCUGCUGUUGAUACCGAAGAAGAGGCCAGGGAGCCGGAGCUGACUGCUGUUUCCCUGUAGAGCCUGCGGGCCACUGCCGUCGGGGGAUGAGACACACUGUUUCCCGCAGUUGCUGUUGACUCUGGCACGCCAACUCUCUCUUCCCCCCCCUCUCUCUCUGUGUCUGUCCGCCUCCCUCUCUCUCCCCUUCCCCGCACAGAGCCAGGGAGCCCUGCAGGACUAAGAUGGAACCUGGGCAAGUGGUGGUGGCCCUGCCGCCGGAUCCGAGGCUGGAGCCCACGACGGUCAAAGAGGAGAGGCCGGACCUGGGUGGUCCACUCUUUGUCAGUGGUGUGGUCUCUGGGCUGGACAGGGCGACUGCAGCGCCUGGGCCAUCGGUCUCCGGGGAAGCCAGGGGGCCGAGGGAGCGGCGUGGCCGAGCUCUGCGCUAUCCCAGCCGCAGCCACCGACGCAACUACCAGGAGCGCUGGCGGCUGGAGUACCUGAUGGACUACGACCGGUGGCGGCACGGCCUGGUCUGCAUGGUGUGCGGGGCCACGCUGGCCACCCUCAAGCUCAGCACCAUCAAGCGCCACAUCCUGCAGAGGCACCAGGCCUCGCUGCUGCUGACCCGCAGUGAGAAGGAGGCGGUCAUCGCCGGCUGGGAGGAGCACUUACUGGGCCGGAGCUACCUGCAGGAGGGGCUGCCCGUCCCCGGGCUCGGCCCCAGUCAGCACCCAGGGCCAGCGGAUCUCGCCCCAGACGCCUCCUCGCCACCCAUGGAUGUCAUCCCACCGCCGCCCCCUGUCCGUGAUCCCUCCCUGCCGCCGUGCAAAGCUCCGGCGAGGCGAGGCCGCCCGCCCGGGAAGAAGCCGAGAGCCAAGGCCAAGGCCAAGCCACCGCCGCCCGUCAGCCGGCGCCAGGGCCUGGGCGGCCCGUCCGCCAAGCGGGUGAAGCGCUACUACCAGGAGCGCUGGAGGAGCGAGUACCUGAUGGAGUACGACGGCCUGCGGCACGGCCUGGUCUGCAUGGUGUGCGGCAGCUCGCUGGCCACGCUCAAGCUCAGCACCAUCAAGCGCCACAUCCUCCAGAAGCACCAGGCCUCGCUCAGCCUGUCGCCCCGCCAGAAGGCCGUCGUCAUGGCAACCUGGGCGGAGCACCCGCUCAACCAAUCGCGGCGCGACGCCGGGCGGCCAGGGGCGGGGCCCGACGGCCUCCACCAACCCUACGGCCAAUCUCGGGUUGACGAGCAGGAGGAGGCGGCGCCCCCGGGCGGGUACCAGACGCUGGCGGGGCUGGACCAAUCGCAGAUCGAGAUGCCUCAGGCGGCCCCUGGUCUGGCAGGCUUUCCGCCAAUGGCGAACCGAUUCCAGCAAGAAGAGGCGGGGCAGAUCCAGCAGUUGCAGAUAGGCGAGCCGAUCUGUCUCAUGAACCAAUUGGACAUCGGGUUCCACGAGAGCGCUGAGGCCGCGGUUCAUUUCAACCGGCCCCAUUUCAACCAAUCAGAGUUCGAGAUGCUGAAACUGGAGGUGGAGCCAGCUGCAAGGUUCCUCCAAUCACACGGGCGGUUUCAUCGAUCCGAGUCAUCCCAGACCCUCAGCCAGUCACAGAUUCCCGUCGAGCCGAGAAGGGCGGAGCCUGCGCCCCCUCCAGGUUCCCCGCUGCGCUCCGGGCCCACCGAGCCCGGUCCCCCGGUCAAGGCGGAGGCUCGUCCGGCACUCCGGCCGCCCCCCCCCACAGACUCUGCCGCCGGGCGGGGCGGCCGCGGAGCCCGCCGCUCCUUCCAGAGCCGCUGGCGGGCCGAGCACCUGAUGGACUAUGACCCGCAGCGCCGCCGGCUCCUGUGCAUGGUGUGUGGCCAGUCGCUGGCGGCCCUCUCCGUCCGCGCCAUCCGCCGCCACGUCCUGAGCAGCCACCCCCACUCCCUGCACCUGAACCGGGCCGAGAAGGAGAACAUUCUGGAGGCCUGGGGCGAGCAAGGCCGGCCCCAGGAGGCGGAGCCCAAGCCCGAGCCGCCCGCUCCCGCCCGCCGCUACCAGGAACGCUGGCGGGCCGAGCACCUGAUGGACUACGACCCGCAGCGCCGCCGGCUCCUGUGCAUGGUGUGCGGCAAGUCGCUGGCCGCCCUCACCCUCGGCUCCGUCCGCCGCCACGUCCUGCGCAGCCACCCCCACUCCCUGCACUUCAGCCCCGCCGCUCGGGAGGACAUCCUGCAGGCCUGGAGCAAGACGGUGUCCCAGCAGCGGACGAGGAGCGUCGCAGCACCGGGGCCCGCCGGCCUGCGGCACCAAGCGGCAGCGGUGGAGUCAGCGGGCAGGGACCUGGGCGACCUGGGGGAGCGGCUUGAGGUCGGGGUGCCGACCCCGGUGGAGAUCGAGGUCUACGUGGACGAGCCGGAGAGCCGGCCGGCGAGCCAGAGGCGGAAGCCGGGCCGGGACCACCGACGCAACUACCAGGAGCGCUGGCGGCUGGAGUACCUGAUGGACUACGACCGGUGGCGGCACGGCCUGGUCUGCAUGGUGUGCGGGGCCACGCUGGCCACCCUCAAGCUCAGCACCAUCAAGCGCCACAUCCUGCAGAGGCACCAGGCCUCGCUGGGCUACAGCCUCACCCAGAAGGUGCUGCUGGCCCAGGAGUGGGACAGGAAGAUGCAAGUGAUGGCCAGGGUGGACGUCUGGCACCUCCCCGGCAUCCCAAACCAGGAAAGCCCUCCCAGCCAGCCCGGAGCGCUAGGCUCAGGGGGCGACUAGGGGAGGGGCAGCUCCUUCCUGUCCCUCAACGUCCCAUCCCUCCCUCCCUCACCCAUUUCUUCCCCUCCCCUCCUUUCCCCCUUCUCCCACCCCUCCCUGCUUCCCUCGACCCCUCUUCCCUCCUCCCCUCGUCUCCACUUCCUACCCCUCUCACCUUGCACCAUUCCUCUUUUCCCCUCCCUCGCCCUCCUUCCCUCCCCUCCCCCUCCUUCCUCUCCUGUCCCCUCCCAGCAUCCCUCAUUUCCCCCCCCUCACCCUCCUCCCCACCCCUUCUGUUCCUCCCCUCGCCUCCAACCUGCGGCCACUUGGAUCAGCCGAGUGGUCCCUCCCAGCCUCUGGUGUCGGUAGGACGCGUAAGGCCCCGGGAUCAGAGCUCGGCUCGCGGUGGUGGGGGGGGGGGGGUGGUCACAGGAUGGGUGGCAGGAACACGCUGUCGAUUUGGGAGGGGGAUUUGCCCUGACGCACCUUCCCUGACCAGUGAGGGUAACCGAGCCGCCGAACCUCAGCUCACGGGAGAUUCCACCGGGCGCGUUUCGAGAGUGAACUCUCCCCGGGACGCCUGUCACCGAAGUCACGGAACGCAAUCAAUCCACGGAACUCUCCUGCAGCGGAAUUGUUCAAAUUUAAAUAUAUAUAUAUAUAUUAUAUUAUA
This is a messenger RNA of Hypanus sabinus (Atlantic stingray), 3850 nucleotides long. Its product is annotated as zinc finger translocation-associated protein-like. Lineage: Eukaryota; Metazoa; Chordata; Chondrichthyes; Myliobatiformes; Dasyatidae. The coding region runs from base 694 to 3198 and encodes 834 amino acids. Gene Ontology annotation, biological process: negative regulation of DNA-templated transcription. The transcript is spliced from 5 exons. The record is from RefSeq and is a predicted model, not a curated record.